Molecule: messenger RNA, 3102 nt
Organism: Clupea harengus (Atlantic herring)
Lineage: Eukaryota; Metazoa; Chordata; Actinopteri; Clupeiformes; Clupeidae
Gene: cfap20dc
Product: CFAP20 domain containing
Source: RefSeq, a predicted model, not a curated record
CUGCUGUUUUUUUCCCAUGGGAAUACAAUUCCUGAAAAGACUUGCACCUGCACCUGUUGACUACAACACACAUUCACGCGCGCGCGGUGGAUGUAUGUAGAGUGAGAGUCUUGUUGCCAUGACGACGUCCAACAAGACUGUGAGCUUCCAGCCAAACAUUUUCAUACUAACGUUAGCAUGUGUUUUACUAUUAUCUAAGGUUCAUUUUCACAUUUAUACAAAACGCGCUGUGCUUAACUUAGCAGAAUUGCAAUAAUUGGAAUUAGCUGGACGAAUAUAGUGAACCAAAGCUGAUCCGGUCGUCUUCUCGUGAAAUCACAUGAUCUCGGAAGGAGUCAAAUAUUAUCUUGAAAAUGUUUAAAAAUGAAUAUCAGGGAGGGCCUGUGGUGGAAAUAUUCAGUGCACAAGGGAAGGAUCCUGUGGCAAAAUGGAAACUGUCUGGUGGACCUGCAGGAAUAAGUAAAGAGUUUGAUAAGGAGGUUAAGGGAUUUGUCUACAGCUUGGAGGGCAGCAGUCAAACAAACAGGAUGCAGAUACCACGUGACAGCAAAAUGGCUCUUGGACUGGUUCAGAAGUUCUUAGUCCUCCAAGUGAAGGUCCCUCUUGGUAAGGAUUUCUGUACAGAGCUUUUGAUAACUGAUGCAGGUCAUCUGAAGAGAAGAUUGUACUUGUCAACAGUCCACAAGGAAGUUUCUGCAACUCCUCUUCAUGCCAGAAUACCUCUAACAAGUCUUGCUCGCAAUGUUUGGUGCAACAUGUGCAUUGAUGUGAGCUCGUUCACCCGUGAGAUGUUCAAGGGAGCAGUGUUUUUGUAUUUGGAUGGAAUUAGCAUAUCAGCCUCAUGCAAGGUCAGACGGAUCUUCACUAUGAAAACACAGCCCCUGGACUCAGACAGAGAUCUUUACAUCUAUAGAAAUGGAGUACUGGAUGAAAUUCCCAGGGGCUGCCAAUUUCCCACAGAAGUUCAGCACAUCACCCAAGUCAUCAACAUGAAGAACCUUGCUGUCUCCGACAUUAGGACUGGCCCUUUGAAAACAGACUCUGAACAGACAGGCCCAGCCAGUGCCAGGGCCACCAGUGCCCGCAGUGCCACCAGUGCCCGCAGCACAAAGAGCCAGGACCCGUCCCAUGUAGCCUUUGGCUCCAGAGUUGCAGGCCCACCCCCACCCACUGGGAAGAAAAACAACCCAGCAUCCAGCAGGCACGAGGACAAGGCUCCAACGGACCAUAAUGGGCUCUCAGGCAGAUCUAGGAAGUUUCAGCCACGCCCACCUCCAGACAGGGCAGCAUCUGAACGAACUCAAACCAGGAGACCUCAGAUGCACAGUGCUGGGAGGGAAAGACCUGUCCUAACAGGUGGUGUUGUAGAAGGAGGAAUUCUACCUCACCCUCAGAAACAGGAGGAUGUGGUUUACCAAGCCCCUGCUUUUCAUCUGAAACACCAUUCCAUCGGCCAUGACAGAGCAGAUGCUUCAGAGGAUGAGGUGACAUCGCUCUGCUCUUUAGAGGACGGCUGUCUGGACGACUCUGACCAGGAAGCCGGCCCGCUCGAUGACGAGCCCGACCGGCUGUCUGUCCCCCGUGAGUUAUCGGCGCCUCUAUCGGCCCCAGUGGCUCCAGGGGAGGGGGGUGACAGUGACGUGAGUGACAAAGAAGAACCACGGUUUGUCUUGGAAGCAGAGGAGGCGGAAGAAGAGAAGGAGGGGGAAGAGGAGGAGGUGUUCACUUUCUCCUCACGGCCUCACUCAGCCAGGCGGGUGCAGGGCCUCUGUAACAGCGUCCAGGAUGCGACCUUUGACCUGAGCGCUCUGUGUGAAGAUGAUGGAGGCGUGCGCAAAGAAGCACGACCCGAGGAUGACUUUAUUGGCAGUGAGAGUGAGGAGGAUGAUGCCUACCCCAAGUUCCUUCUUCAGAGAGGUGCCGUGCACUCCAGCCCAGCUCCCCGUGACUCGCCGGGCCCAUCCCACUCAGGGCCGAACUCCCCCAGCAAGUCACCUACGGAGCCACGCCAAAUGGGUCCAGACGCUGCAGGACCAGCUCACUCACCUGGGGUCACGGACGGGUCGAGGAGACCUGACCACAGCAGCGUGGCCCCGACCCGCUGCCAGUCACCCAGCGUUCCCAGGCAGGGCCCCAGACUGGAUCAUCCCAGCGCAGGGAAAAGGGGCCCAGAUGGAGACUGUAGGAUGUCACUGAGCAAGAGGUCUCUCCGAGAAAUACCCCCAGAGGACUGGAGGUAUCAGAUGGGCGAUGGAAGCCGGCCAAAUGUCUCGGUCUCAAGCAGCCGUGACCUGCACAAACUUGGGGAAGAGGAAGAGGAGGAGCUGCGCAUGCUGGCCAGCCUGUGCCGAGAGCAGACGGAGGAGGACGAGCAGGAGGACGGCCGUGGCCACAGGCUGAGCGCCUCCCAGCAGCGCCGCUGCAACGUGAGCCUCAGCAUCAGCAGUGAUGACACCACCACCUGGACCCAGUGCUACCCUGUGCCAGCCAAUCAGGGCCAGUACUACCAGAAAGAGAUGAAUCCUCUUCUACAUUCCAAUCCCAGGGAAUGGAUGGAUGUGCUCAGCCCUCCCAUUAUCCCUCCUAGCCAGCAAAGAGCAAAGGCCAAAGAUGACCUCUGCAAGGUCACAAAUGAAGGGGUUAAAGAUGAUGGGUGCGAUGAUGAGUUUCUCAACUUACUGUAUGAUCCAAGCCUUAACUGUUACUUUGAUCCCCAGUCUGGAAAAUACUAUGAACUGGCCUGAUUGUGAGUGUAACUACAAUGUGUGUAUGUAGAGUAUGAGCUGUAUAUGAGUAAUAACCUAAUAUUGUCAAAAUCCAGUUGACACAUUGUUUCCUAAUACUGAUGAAAAUAAAAUCAUGAAACCAAUGGAGAGAAAAAAUCAUACAAAUCCCCCUAAGUAACUGAAUUGUAUCAAUUCAUGAUCAACUUGUAGAGAUCUAACAAAUGGUAGGAAGCUGUAUUCCUUUCACAAUUUGGUGAAUGAGUGUUCAACUCUAGCAAGACCACUUAUCUGCAUGUUGUUGUAUUAAACAAAAUAGGCUGCAAGUUUAUGUAUGAAAAAUAACAGUAAUGCUACAAAUAAAGUGUAAUAUCAAGGA